This is a messenger RNA of Electrophorus electricus (electric eel), 2516 nucleotides long. It is a transcript of the gene slc25a28, whose product is annotated as solute carrier family 25 member 28. Gene Ontology annotation, biological process: iron import into the mitochondrion. Gene Ontology annotation, molecular function: ferrous iron transmembrane transporter activity. The record is from RefSeq and is a predicted model, not a curated record. Gene Ontology annotation, cellular component: mitochondrial membrane. NCBI's taxonomy places the organism in Eukaryota, Metazoa, Chordata, Actinopteri, Gymnotiformes, Gymnotidae.
UUGAUUGACACAACUUUGCUCCACUCACAAAGUAUGGAAAGUUCAAUGGGCGUUUGCGUUUCCUCUCGGGGCCUGUAUGACCUGCAGUCCUAAGAUACGUACUCCGCGAUGCGUGGAUCACAUCUCGUACGUUCGAAUUCGGACGGCUAGUAAGGUCCAGAGUGUGAACAUCUGGGCGAUUGCUAAUGAAACAUCAACGAAUGUUGUUGGAUCAACCAUAGUAAACGCUUCGUUGACCAGAGGACUGUGUGUCUGGUUGCUAAUGGAAGCGGAUGGUUUUGUUCGGAGACGGCGAAUGACAGCGGAGACACCCGGCGGAGACGCCGCGGUGGCUGGCGCUUCCGCAGGCGCAGAAAUACGAUGGCUCACCGGUAGGUUCUUGGGUGUUUCCGAGGGUAUAGUUGGUACUUUAGUACCCCGGAUCGGAGGAGAGUGUGAACUUAACGCCGUACAACUCUAUGGGUCCCAAGAAGUCUCGGAGAUGUCCGAACCGGACUAUGAAGGUCUGCCACGGGGUGCUUCCACUAGCACCUACAUGUUAGCCGGCGCUGUUGCGGGUAUCAUGGAACACUGCCUGAUGUUCCCUAUUGACUGUGUCAAGACCCGCAUGCAGAGCUUACAACCUGAUCCAGCUGCACGCUACCGUAAUGUGAUGGAAGCUCUGUGGCGCAUCAUGAAAACUGAGGGAAUCUGGAGGCCAAUCAGAGGCCUUAAUGCCACAGCUGUGGGGGCUGGGCCAGCCCAUGCGCUUUACUUUGCCUGCUAUGAGAAGCUAAAAAAGAGCCUUAGUGAUGUCAUCCACCCAGGAGCCAACAGUCAUUUGGCAAAUGGAGCUGCAGGAUGUGUGGCCACACUGCUUCAUGAUGCUGCCAUGAACCCGGCUGAAGUGGUGAAGCAGAGAAUGCAGAUGUAUAACUCACCCUACCGCGGCGUGUUGGACUGUGUACGCUGUGUGUGGCAGCGGGAAGGGCUGGGGGCAUUCUACCGCAGCUACACCACGCAGCUCACCAUGAACGUGCCCUUCCAGGCCCUGCACUUCAUCACCUACGAGUACCUGCAGGAGCUGCUCAACCCCCAGAGACACUACAAUCCUGCAUCUCACAUGGUGUCGGGUGCCCUGGCCGGGGCCAUCGCUGCCGCUGCCACCACACCGCUGGAUGUUUGCAAGACAUUGCUGAACACCCAGGAGUCUCUGGCCCUGCAUCCACUAAGCCAGAGUGGAGGACACAUCUCAGGCCUGGCCCAUGCCUUCAGGACGGUGUAUAGGCUGGGCGGCCUGCCCGCAUACUUCAAAGGUGUGCAGGCUCGUGUCAUCUACCAGGUGCCCUCCACCGCCAUCAGCUGGUCAGUCUACGAGUUCUUUAAGUACGUCAUCACCAAGCACCAGCUCGAGCGGUGGAGGAGCCAGCGGGAUGCGGAGAAGUAAGACGGGCAGCUCGCUCUCUGCAGCUCUCCUGGCCUCGAGCCUCUCUCCCUGCCCCGCACCACCCUGCACCUGUACCAUCAACCAUGCAUCUAUGCUGCAGAGGGAAUGACUAGCUGGACAAAAAAAUAUUUAUACACAUAUGGAAUCCAUUCACUCAUUUCUGUUUACCUCCUCUAAGAGCAGUUAAAUAAGACCUAGGGGUCCAUGUAUGACUUGGUGCAAAGACACAAGUGGUACAUGAUGCUGCAGUUCAUAGUAGUGUCAAGAAAGCGUAUCUCUAGCAACCCAAUUGUCAUUAGUUUCGGUCCCACCAGGGGGCAUCAGAUGCCUCUACUAAGAUAAAUGAAGGGAAAGAGGAUAAUUUAGAAGGUGGUGUUUAUACUUCCUCUGUGUACUAUAGAAGCUGGGGAAAGCAGUCUUCAAUUUUAAAAUGCAGCCAUAAACCAUACAUGGAAAACAUGUAGAUUCUGUGAAAUAAAAUGUAUUCAUUUAUUGCUGAAUAUAUUUUUAAGAAUUCACAAUAGCUCAAAUUUCUAACCAUAAUUUAUGAGAAUUUAUUAAUCAAAAUAAUUUAUUACAAAAUUUGGCUCAGUAGUGAUCAUGGAUUUAAAAAGGAAGUACAUCCCAUAACAAAUCUAUUUAGUUGAGACAUUUCUUUACCAAAGUUAAAUCACUGUUUUCAUCCAAAGUGUAUUUCAGCAGACUCCCAGGAACUACAAAUAGUCACCAUCAGUAUUCUAGAGGGCAUAAAUGAGGAUAAGUGCAGUUGAAUCCCCUUUUCUUUCUCGUAUUUACUUCCCUGCGUUAUCUAUGGGUAUGCCACACUAAAAACUGGCAGUCCGAGCAUCAUUCCGAUCUCUUCUUACUUGCAGUAUUGACACUGGUGACCAUUUAAAAGACAUGACUGCAGUUGCUGUAAUAUACAGUAGUCUGAAUGGCUGUGGGUAUGGCCCCUCUGUUGCUUGUCUUGACUACUAUUCACUGUUGGAUCUUUUAUGGCCACAGUGCUGUUUGCAUCUGUCUCUUGUACCCUCAUUUUUCAGCUUUCAAUAAAGCAGCAGUGCAGUGACUCCUGCCUGCUUAAACUGCA